CGCAGGCGCUAGAGCCCCCUUCUGCCGCAAGGGAGGGAGGAGGAGGAGCUGGAGGAGAAAAAAAAAAGCGACAGAGCAACGUCACGUCGCACGAAAAUUACAAAGCGGCCAUCCGGUGCAUCGAGCAAAAGACUUCGAGGCAACGCGUGUCCCGCCAGCGACAGCGCCCUCCGCAGCAGCCCUGAAGAAACAUGACAGGCGUGCUCCGGCUUGCCAAUGGCCUCCAUCACCCGCUCCAACCGGCGAGCUGAGGGCCUUCACCUCUAUGAUCGUAACGUGAACGCCAGCCCCCUCACGCGCCCGGCGCCUGGGCCAAACUCCUUCCACCACGGCGCGGCGGCGGGCGGUCGCACAAAGCGAGCCCUCGACGGGGCCGAGCGCGACCUGGACGCCCUGCGGCACAAGAAGACGAGGAUCGCAGUCGAGAUACUCGCAAAGCCCCAGCUGCCUCGCGAGCCCGUGAAUGUACAGCCGCCGAUACCGCGACGAGCCGCUGUGGCGAGCAGCGCAAGUACGAGUAGGCCGCCAGCUGCUGCCCCUGUGCCGCCCACCAGGCCAGCGUCCACGGCCACCACGUCCACGUCCACGUCCACGUUUACGCCCGCGCCCACCUCCGCAGCCGCAGACCCGGAGCCGCCCAACGCCAGCCUGACGAAGCACCAGGCCAAAGUAAUCAAUGGCAUACGGCACGAGCUGGAUCGCCUGCAGCCGCGCCCCGACGACACCAGGGACUCCAAGGAGCAGGGCCGCAAGCUGCGGUCGCAGGAGGCCACCCGCUUCAAGAGCGAGCUGUCUGCCUAUUUCCCGGACUACGACGAGGUGAUAGGCAACGACCCCAAGGAACAACAUUUGCUCAACCCCGACACGCCGAUUAUUAUUGUCGAUACCAGCUUGUCGCGCGCAAUUCCCGACGCUCAACGCACUGGGCCUCGACCCCACGUGCACUAUACCCCGAGUGGCGCCGACUUUCCCAUCAGAGGAUACGGCGAUGCGCUGUUCACUGACGUGUUCGACUCGCAACGGAUCGACUUUGGCUUUUUAGAAGCUCAACAUAAGAACAAGAACAUUGAAGACCCCUUGCCCGAUAGCUUGUACGAGCCGAUUCAUAAAAAGGCAGAGAGGGUCGAACGGUCUAUUCGCAACACCGAAAAGGGUCGUGCGCAACAUGAAAAAGACCAGAUUAUUCGACUUCUGGAGGGCCUGCAGGGCCACGACUGGCUGAGAGUCAUGGGUGUCAGCGGCGUUACGGAGUCGAAGAAGAAGAAGUUUGAACCGGCCAGGAUGCACUUCAUCAAAGGUUGCCAAGCGAUAUUGGCCAAGUUCCGUAACUGGAGCCUUGAAGAAAAGCGGCGGAAGCUUGAGAAGGAGAAGGCUCUUGCAGAAAAGGCAGAGCAAGAAGGUGAAAGCGAUACUAGUGACGCAGAAUCCCAGCAAAGGGAGGAUAGCCGCUCCAAAGAGAGCGAUGACAGUGAGGACGAAGAAGACGAGGCCGAGGAUGAUGCCGAAGAGGAUGAACCAUCGCAAGACGAUGCCAGCGAGACAUCAUCGCCGGCCAAGCAGCUGCGACGAGAGGCGAGGGCGAGAUCCAAACUGGCGGCAGCAAACUCCAAGCGGUCACGGCCUGCUAACAAACCUGCACCACCAACGAAGCCUCCAGAACCCCCAAAAGAGUUCAAGUCUUUCUUUGCCAAGAGGUAUGAGCGCGAGAGCGCCCUCAACAGGCAGAGACGAGCUGGCAGAAAGAUUCUUGCCUGGGGUCACCCUAUUCCCGACAUAUCUGAAGCCGACUUUGUCCUGCCGGAAGAGUACCGGGAUGAGGAAACACUCAAGGCACGUGAGAGGAAGAAGCGCAGGGACAGGCGAGAGCUGCGUACCUUGAAGUAGGUAACUAUUGAAUCAUUGCUAGGGGCGUCACGCGGGGAGGCUGGAAGGGCUAAAAUACAGAUUGGCGUCUUGGGGUUUGCUUUACAGGGCGUUUGGCGGUUAAGGUGAUAUCAUACUUCGUUCUCGUUCAUACCUACUCGUAGGAGGAGAACGAUGGCUCAGCAACAUGAAAGUGCUCAAGGCAGCAGCAAGCAUUGAUGUAAGAUACGGUAGU
Messenger RNA from Trichoderma citrinoviride, 2098 nucleotides. RefSeq lists its product as hypothetical. Gene Ontology annotation, molecular function: histone acetyltransferase activity. Gene Ontology annotation, cellular component: SAS acetyltransferase complex. Bases 217 to 1884 code for a protein of 555 amino acids. The transcript has 3 exons. The record is from RefSeq and is a predicted model, not a curated record. NCBI's taxonomy places the organism in Eukaryota, Fungi, Ascomycota, Sordariomycetes, Hypocreales, Hypocreaceae.